Molecule: messenger RNA, 521 nt
Organism: Xenopus laevis (African clawed frog)
Lineage: Eukaryota; Metazoa; Chordata; Amphibia; Anura; Pipidae
Gene: riiad1.L
Product: RIIa domain-containing protein 1
Exons: 4
Coding region: 1-333 (110 amino acids)
Source: RefSeq, a predicted model, not a curated record
AUGACGCGUUUCCACAGAAACAGCAGCGGCGGUUUCCACGGCAACGAAGGUGAGUGGCGUUUGUGUAACACUGAGGAAAAUGGCGGCGCCGGACCCGGGGGUCUGAAUGAGGAACAGCGGCAGCGAGUGGAGGAGUUCAAGAUCCAGACGCGUGUAAGUAAUGAGACCUUCCUGCGAGAGCACCAGGAGAUGCAGCUGCUCAUAUCUGGCUUCUUGGGGGAAGUUCUACUGAGACGGCCAGAGAAUAUCCGAGAGUCGCUGCAGGAAGUGAGGUCGAAAAAAGACACUCGUCCAUCAAGUUCAACCUUAAUAUAUAACCUGCCUGUCAGUUGAUCCAGAGGAAGGCAAAAUAACUCUCCAAUCGAAGCCUCUUCAAUCUGAGGGGAAAAAAUCCUUCCUGACUCCAAGAUGCAAUGGGACCAGUCCCUGGAUCAACUUGUACUAUGAGCUCUCUCCCAUAUCCCUGUAAUGUAUUCCUUCUCUUGUUAUGUGGAGUGGCCCCAUUAUUUCUCAGAUUUGUA